Molecule: messenger RNA, 4411 nt
Organism: Cololabis saira (Pacific saury)
Lineage: Eukaryota; Metazoa; Chordata; Actinopteri; Beloniformes; Belonidae
Product: E3 ubiquitin-protein ligase RNF31
Exons: 20
Coding region: 847-3027 (726 amino acids)
Biological process (GO): protein linear polyubiquitination; protein transport
Cellular component (GO): LUBAC complex
Molecular function (GO): K48-linked polyubiquitin modification-dependent protein binding; K63-linked polyubiquitin modification-dependent protein binding; zinc ion binding
Source: RefSeq, a predicted model, not a curated record
GCUUCACUCUCUUUUUCUCCUGCUUUUCGUCUGAUCAUCUUUGGCUCCGGGCCAAAGAUCCCAUCUCCUUUCUCCCCCCCGGGUGGAUGGGAGGCGGGAGGUCCGCAUCGGAACGGGCCCGCGGGGCCCGUCCGUUGGAGCCGCGGUCCCCAGAGGCUCCCUCCGGCCUCCCAUUAACUCUUGGUCUCAACUUUUCAUCCGGAGCGCGGCUCCGGCUCUCACCUCUCACCUCACACGUCUCCCAGGUCCCUGGGAGCUGAAAAGGGGGGGAAGCCGCUCGCGGGCCCGGUCCAGGUUGAGACCCGUGAUCAGGAGCGCACUGCACUGCUCCUGAUCUUCCUCUCUUCUAACUUCCCUCUCCGCUCUGAGUUUCUCUUGCAAGUAUCCUCCGGUGAGCCUGCCCAGAUCAGAACGAGACGCAUCCCGCCGCCCGACGUCUGGGAGGUCCACACGCUCAUCAGCCCCGACGGGAGCCCGCACGUCCGACGAAGUGGACCGGCCCCGCGCGCACCGAGACGACGUGACAGCCUCCGUGACCGGGAGGGGGAGCGCCGGCUGCUGCCACGCUGCACCACCAUUCCCUUUCGAUUUCAGAGUCGGAGGGAGAGGGGAGAUUGCUUGGACUGAGGCCUCCGACCGAAAGAACCCGGCAGGAACCCCUGAUCAGCACCCGGAGACCAGAGGAGGCUAAAACCUGCAGUUCACUCCGAACUGAAGGGGGAGGCAGAGAGCAGAAGAAGAAGAAGAGCUCCGCCGCUGAUUCCAGCAGCAGAAGAAGAAGAGCCAUUAGCCUGUUAGCACGUCGUUACAGUUUCAGCAAACUCAAAAGUGUGUUUCUCAGAUGAAAUGCCGAGAGUUGGAGCAGAGGCGGAGUUGCAGACUCUGACUGAGUGUCAUUACAAAAACCCAGCAGAGACUCUCCAGGACCUCCAGGCGGUCCGGUCUCUUUUUCCUGACCUUCGUCUCUACUUGGACUUCUAUUGUUUUCCAAACAAGGACAAGAAGAAGCUGGUUUUUCUGGCAGGAACACUUCCUGUCCACUAUGAAGGAAGUCAGUAUAACAUCCCAGUGUGCAUCUGGCUCCAUGAGACCCACCCAAUGUCCCGGCCCCGCUGCUAUGUCGUUCCAUCUGCCACCAUGGUGAUAAACCCAUCCUGUCCCUGUGUGGAUGUCUCUGGCAACAUUGUUCUGACGGAACUCCGAAACUGGACUCAUGGCAUGUCCAACCUGUCCCUGCUGGUGUCUGAGAUGAGACAGGCCUUCCAGAAAGAAACGCCCCUUUUCGCAAGGUAUCCUAUACAAGUCCUGCCCACUACAGCUAUGCAGAUGUCAACUGGAGGGGUUCCUUCUGCUGGAAGCAUCCGGACCCCCAUGAUUGGUUCCCUUUCCUCCCGGAGCCACCACCUCUCUUCCACCGCCUCCCAGCUCUCGGGACAGAAAGCCAACCUAUGGGAAACCAGGGUGAGAACAUCGUACACUGAGGAGCUGCUGGGAAUCGACUUUAGCGCUCCUCCUCCUUCAUCCAACAACCCCUUUCUGAACUCCUCCUCUUCCUCAGGUGAACCCCCCAGCAAGAUGAUGGGAGCUCUGACGAUAGAUGGAGACCAGGAGGGGGACUCACCUAUGCAGAGAGUCCGGUCAGAAGCAACCACAGAUGGACAUGGCAGUGUCAGUUCUGAAUCACAGCAGAACUUCUGUCCUCAGUCAGGACCAGCAUCUGGACCAGACCUCAGCAAGGUGGUGUCCUGCCUGCCCCCCGACCAGGCAGCACUCUUCCUGUCUCUCAUGAUGAUGCAAGGGCAGAGUUUCAACCAUGCUGAUGUGAUGGAGGCCGUCCAGCUUAACAGAGAUUUGACAUCAGCGCUGAGGUUCCUGACUCAUCGUUGCCCCAUCUGCCAUGACCAGGUUUCCUUCAGCAGGAUCGUCCCCAUGACUCACUGCUCAUGCUUCCUGUGUCAGAGCUGUUUCACUUCCUUCUUCUCUGUGGCCAUCAAAGAGCGCAGCGUGGACCAGCUGGUCUGUCCUCAGUGUGGACAGCCGGACAUCCAUGGUCUGGGGGGGCUGGGGGACGCCAUGGACUACUUUAACCUGCUAGACACCCAGAUCCGUCACUUCCUGCCUCCUCAGAUCCACGAACUCUUUCAGAGAAAACUCAGGGACCGAGCCCUGCUGGAGAUGCCCAACUUCUGCUGGUGUGCCCAUUGUUCAUUUGGGAUGCUACAUGAGGCAGACACUCUGAGGAUGGACUGUCCCAGCUGUAAGAAGAGCACCUGUUCUCAGUGCAGAUUACCUUGGUCUUCCCAGCAUCAAGGACUCUCCUGUGACCAGUUCAGGGUAUGGCAGGAGCAAAACCAGCCCGACCACCACAAGGCCACCUUGCUCUACAACAGCAUUGAGUGUCCCAGCUGCCAGUUCAUCUACAAUCUGUCCAGAGGGGGGUGUCUCCACUUCACCUGCAGUCACUGUGGACAUCAGUUCUGUGGUGGAUGUAAACAGCGCUUUGCUUUGGGCUCGUCCUGUAAUUUUUCUGGCGACUGUGGAAGCAAAGGCCUCCACGCUCACCACCCCAGAGACUGCCUGUACCACCUGAGAGACUGGAGUGUGAGCCGUCUACAUUUGCUGUUGCAGUAUUACAGAGUGUCUCCUUCCUUGGUGAAACCUCCCAGCAGCAGCCCACCUGACAUCAGUCAGACAGCAGCGUGUUCAGUGAUGGAGCUCAGAGAUGACGGUGGCAUGUGGGACGAGCCAUGUGGACAACCUACACAUCCUGAAUACAGAGGAUACUGCCAGAUGCAUUAUAAGGAGCAUUUGGUGGAACUGAUCAACCGUUGCCGUGGCGACCCUGCAGUCCUCUACACUCAGGCAGAGAUGGCAGCAGAGCUCCAGCGCUGGCAUGUUGACGUACCAUCCAGGAAAACUGAUGAGCCGGAGCCGCUAUACGUGCAUCGCCUAUGUCUGACUCUGACCAGCAGCAUUCCUCUUAGGAGGCAGCGACACUCUCCCAUCAAACUUACAGAUGGACGAUGAACUCUGCUGAGCCAUGCCCCGACCACAGCUCCUGCGCCAUGGAAUUUUCCCACUGUCAAAAUACCAGCCAUUCUGAUAACAGCACACUGUCAGCAUAGCAAUUGUAAGCAGGAUGUCUGACUGCACUGACCCCACCCAGCUGCUUAGACAUCACACGGCGACACAUGUCAGAUCAUUAUGGCACUUUUCUCUAGUACCUACUGGGCUCUACUCAUUUCAGCUCGGCUCCACUCAACUCUGCCUGGUUUCUUUUCCAUAACAAUUCAGCACCUGGAGCAGAAGUAGGAGGUUGGAGUGAAGCUGCUGUGGCGUAUUUGAUUGUGUGAUAUAAAUGAAGAAGACAACAACAAUAAAGAUGUAGAACCUGGAGGAGAUGAUAGAUGUGCUGCUGGGUCUGUGGCUUGUGUUUGAUAUCAAGUUAAAAAAUGAGAGAGAGAGAAGCUUCAAGCGGCAACACAAAGUCAGCUGGAGCCGCGAGCAGCUAUGAAGUGACAGAGCUCCUGGUGGAUCUGGUCGUUCCUUAUCGCCCGUCUAGAUCCCUUUUAAUUCUCUCCUCAACAACCAGGUUUAUGAACAUCUGCAUCUCACCAAACAGACUUUUGCACUGCCAUUGCUGGUCGAAUAAAAUGAACAAGAAGCCGCGAGUCGCUCUUCUGCUGAUUUCUGCCUCCUGACUCAGACGUCUGACUCCAACCCCCGACCAAUCGGUGGCCUGUAAUGUGAUGAUGUCAGAUGCAGCCGACUCGGCCGCUUAGAACCUCGGCAGAAUAGUUACAGAAAAAGUAUCAACUCGGCACGUUAGACCCCUAGUGGAAAAGCAGAGGUGAGGCGAGUCGAGUCGGCCUGAGUAGGUACUAGUGGAAAAGCGCUGUUCCAACUGGCACCUGUUGUCAUUGAAAAUAUGCAACUAAUGACAAACAACCAAAGGAAUAAGUCAAGCAUGCAGCCAACUGGUCACCUUAACAAACACCUUGACAGGUAACAAAUAACAAGCCUCCUCAGCCACUGGGUCCGUGGAUAAUGCCUGGGCAUAAGCAGCUGUUGGCUUGUCUUUGCAUGUUGCAAAUUUGAAUAUCCUUUAGCAUGUUUAGAAAGGGUUUGCAUCUGAUAAUAUGUAAGCAGAUUUUACCACGUUUUUGCAGGUGUUGGCAUCUGUUAACAAUUCAAUUUUAUUUGUAUAGCGUCUAAUACAACAGAUGUUGUCUCUAGACGCUUUCCAGAGACCGAGAACAUAAACCCCCGAGCAAUUAUUACAUAAACAAUGGCAGGUAAAAACUCCCCUAGUGGGAGAAAAACCUUAAGCCAAACAGUGGCAAGAAAAACUCCCCUUUAGGAGGGAAGAAACCUUGAGCAGGACCAGGCUCAUAAGGGGGACCCUCCUGCC